Messenger RNA from Maniola jurtina (meadow brown), 9324 nucleotides. RefSeq lists its product as uncharacterized. Gene Ontology annotation, cellular component: P-body. The transcript has 17 exons. Gene Ontology annotation, molecular function: RNA binding. The record is from RefSeq and is a predicted model, not a curated record. Bases 88 to 3297 code for a protein of 1069 amino acids. Gene Ontology annotation, biological process: P-body assembly; deadenylation-dependent decapping of nuclear-transcribed mRNA. NCBI's taxonomy places the organism in Eukaryota, Metazoa, Arthropoda, Insecta, Lepidoptera, Nymphalidae.
CGCAUAAAGACAUGGCGCCAGCACAAGUUGCGACACAAUAGCGUGACAAGUCAUGUCAUUUUCUUUCAGGAUAUAUGAAAAAUUCCAAUGGCAGAUUCUUUUUUCGGGUUCGAUACUUCGCUAUCGAACUUAAAUGACGAUGAAGGUGGUGGAGAGCCAUCAGAGGAUGAGUAUGAUGCUCUCAAUGAUGAAACCUUUGGAGAAGACUCGGAGGAGUUUGACUGGGAAGUGGAGCAUGAACAGCUGGCGGGGCAGCUUGAGAGUAACCGCCGAUAUGCGGCGCUCGAGGAGGCUGACUCGCGACUUGAGGCCUCACUAUCCCAGCUAGUCCUCGACGAAACAGACGCGCCACUGUCACGGAGUCUCGGCUCGAGUGUGUGGCGACAUGAUGUACCUUUAUCCACUCCAACUAGACCAACUCCAGGGCCGGCGCUCAAGAAUGUCUGUACGGUGGAAGAGCUAGAAAGACAGCUGCGCCAGAACCAGGCCCCAGCAAACUUCACACAGAACUAUUUCCAACCUAGAUUUCCAGUCAUUCUUCAAAGGCCGCCUGGACUCCAAGCACCGGUGCCUCCGCCGUUUGCGCCGGCGCCUUUACAACAGCCGACAAACAUGGCGGCCAUGAACCAAUCGCUCAACAAGAUCAUCGGCCAAAACAACCAGAUGGGACAAACAAACCCCAUGAUGAACCACAUGACGCAAAACAUUAACCAGAUGGGACCCAAUAUGAGCCAAAUGAAUCAAAUGGGACAAAGUAUGAACCAGAUGGGACAAACGAUAAACCAAAUGAGUCAGAACAUGAGCCAAAUGGGCCAAGGUGUCAAUCAAAUGGGCCAAAAUAUGGGACAAAAUGUUAGCCAGAUGGGACAAAACAUGAACCAAAUGAACCACAAUCAAUUCAUGCAAAACUCAAAUCAAAUGACAUUUCAGAACAGCAUGGGACAGGGAAUGAUGAAUCAAAUGCAGAACAUGCAUCAGAUCGGUCAAAACAACGUGAUGCAAAACCAAAUGGGUCAAAGUAUGAACCAAAUGGGCCAAAAUAUGAACCAAAUGGGGCAAAGUUUGAAUCAAAUGGGCCAUAACAUGAACCAGAUGAUCCCAAAUGUAAAUCAAAUGCCAAAUACGAACCAGAUGGGACAAAACGUGAACCAAAUCAGGCCAAAUAUGAAUAAAAAGAUGAACCAAAUGGGUCAGAACCAGAUGAUCCCAAAUGGUAAUCAGUUUGGCAUGAACCAGUUUUCGCAUAACAUGAUGAGUCAACCAAGGAUGAUUCCACCUCCUGGUAUGGGCAUGCCAAGGCAGAAUUUUAGUCCUAACAUGAAUCAGUUCAACCAGAAUUUUCGUGGACCAUCAAUACCACCAAAAAACGAGCAACCAAUAUCACAACCCAACAUGAUCAUGAACCAACCAAUGAAACAAAUCAAUCAGAUGAACCAAAACAUGAACCAACAGAUCAAACCGAUGAUGAACCAAUCGCCACCAAAUAACCAGAAGCAGGCUCAGAAUUUGAACCAAUCAGUUCAGAAUAUGAACCAGUCUGGACAACAGAAUUUGAACCAUAAUGUUCAGAAUUUGAAUCAAUCUGGACAGAAUUUGAACCAACCUGGUCAAAACGUGAACCAACCGAAAAUUAAGAGCCGGGUUUAUAACAACAAGAAUUUAACAUCACAGAAUUUAGUUCAGUUAAUUCAGAAUACACAUCCUAUGUUGCAAUUUAAUAACAGUUUUCAUAAUGCGAGCCAUCAUCCAAUGUUGAAUAAUAGGUUAUUCAAUAACCAAAAUAAUAUGAUGAAUAACCAUCCAAUGUUCAAUAGACAAAAUGGCUCCUUUGGGAAUUCUAAUAGACAUUCCAACAGUGACGACAGUGCGAGUGAGUCCGAUGACCCCUAUAUGGGUUUGAUGACCCAGCGCGAAAAGCAGUGGCUUAUAAACAUACAGAUGCUACAGCUAAACACUGGAACACCCUAUAUACAUGACUUCUAUUAUACUGUAUUUUUGGAGCGGCAGGCGAAUAAAGAAAAAGAAGGAAUCAAGGAGGCUCAUAAAGCAAACCAGCAGAACCAUCCAUUCUAUAGUGGAGGGGUGAAGCAAGAAUCGGAGACGCUCAGACACAACCGCGAGAGACACAACUCUCACCGACACAACUCCACGAGCGAAGACGCGCCUAGGACCUAUGUCCCUACGCAGUUUGAGAAUUCCCUUGGGAAAUUACAGUGCGGCAGUGUAACCGCGCCGCGGAAGAUCAUCGACGUGGAAGUGGUGGCGGAGCCCGCGUCCGACCGCGCCUCGCGCGCGCCCAGUGUGUGCAGCACCACCACUCCCGCUGAGGUGCCACGAGAAAUGCGACGGACGAAGCAAAUGUUGCUGGACAUAGAGGCGUUAUAUCUCAUCCUGCUGAGGCUGGAGGAGCUCAACGACCCGCUGGCGAUAUCCAACGCGCUCAUAUUGAAGGAGAGAGAAGAGAAACAAAAGCUGCUAGAAGCGGCGCAGAAGGAGGCUGAAAACGAGCCUGAGGAGGAUUCAAACUCCUUCCUCAAGACCAUCGAGUCUGUUCAGCGGAGGCCCAAGCAGGACAGCCCCAAGAGUGACUGUAUAGACAAACGACAGGUAGUGAACUUGGCAGUGAACCAGAAGCCUGUACCAGUCAAGAACCUUCUGGACGAGGACAAGGACGAGAUUCUCAACAAAAUGUUCGCGGGGUUGCUGUUCGGCGACCGCGUACCGCAAAUGAUGACGGUUAGGAAAGGCAGGGUGCUUCUGUCUCGCUUCCUCUUGCGCGCGCCGGGAACGCACGCACGCCUGCGCGCGCUGUGGUCGCGCAUCCUGCGAGCCCUGCCCUCCGCCUCGCGAAGGGACGACGGUGGACUUGCGGCCUUAUCGCCACACUAUCGCAAAUACAUGCAGAACUCAACAGGCUGGGCGGCGGUGAUCGAAUCGUGCGGCCACCUGGCAGAAGCCUUAGACCCCGCGAGAACGCCGCACGCGCUUACGUCGGCGUUAACGCUAAGCUGCGUCUGCGCACUAAUGGAAAGAGCCAUCCUACUCGUAAACACGCCGGAAGCGACGUCCAACGAGCGACAAUGGUACAAAUUCCUCAAAACCCUCGCCCGCGCGCUCAAAAACACUACCCUCACCGUAGCCAGGCCGACCCAACCGCUGCCUGAGCCCAAAGUGAUGCAACACAUCAAACAACUGGAGUCCAGGUCCACCAUAGAGAUCCUACAGCGGGGUAAGGCGGCAGACUUUGAUUUGACAAAGAACGACGUAUCCGAACAGUUGGUCAAACAUUUGUGUUGAUGUUUGGACAAAUAUUUGUCAAAUGCGUUGGUCAAGUGGUAGUCGAUACGUGUGACUGACUAUGAUUUGAGAAAGAACGACGUAUCCGAGCAGUUAGUCAAGCAGUUGUGUUCAUGCUUGAACAAAUAUUUGUCAUAUCCAUUGACCAAAUGGUGUCAAAUGAGUUGGCCUAUUGGUAGGAAGUAGAAAUAGUACAAUACGUGUAACUGACAAUGAUUUGAGAAAGAACGACAUAUCCGAACAGUUGGUCAAACAUAUGUGUUGACGUUUGGACAAAUAUUUGUCAAAUGAGUUGGCCAAAUGGUAGUAAUGUACAUGUGACCGACUAUGAUUUUUAAGUAAGAACGUAUCCGAACUGUGGGUCAAACUUUUGUGUUGAUGAUUGGCAAAUACUUUUUAAAUGCGUUGGCCAAGUGGUAGCAAUUAUGAUACGUUGAUUUAAGUAGUCCAUUAUUGCACGUCCUAAGUUAGCGCCGGAACCUAGCAAUAAAUAGACUUGCUCAAGUCACGAGUCAACCUACUCGUCGAUUAUUGCACGCUAUAAAAAUGUGCAACUUAAGUCACGGAUAACCGGUGCUUUAGUACUGUAAGGGUUUAGUUUAGAUCACGCAACAUCACAAUACGUGUGACUUAAGUAGUUCAUUAUUUCACAGAGUGAGAUAACGCCCGAAAGUAACACAUAUAGGACUUGCUAAAGUCACGAGUAUAGUACAUUUUUAUAACUCAUAAUUCGUGACUUACAAGUAACACUUAUCCAUGACUUGAGUAAUAAUUUUUUGCACAGUGUAAAAUUGGACUACUUAAGUCACGGAGAGUGUUACUAAGUUACGGAUAAGUGUUACUUCAGUGUGGAUAGGUCACAGAGCUAUAAAUGUAAUUUGUCGUUCAUUGGCCAAAUCAACUUGAAUGACUGUAACAAAUAUUUGUUAUAUAGAGGCAAGUGUUUUGCAAAUAUUGUUAUACUUUAGUUUUCUUUAGUUUACUUAAAAGGUAAACAAGUAGGUAGUUAGGCCCAUACGAUCUUGUUACCGCAAACUGACAAUCAAAUCAGGAUAGAGUAAAAACCUAAAUACAAAAGGUCUUAAGUGCCGAGAUAAUCGCGUCGCUUACGUGUUUCUCCGAGGCUUCUACGAUCUGUUUAUCUUUUAAACAAACUGAGGAAAAAUGUACGACAGUUAAAUGUAUUUUGAUGUUGACCGAAUGUUCAAUGGGAUUGGGAGUGCUGAAAUAUUUUGGUUGAUUUAUGGGAUUUGGUGUCAGGCCGCGAUCUGUAAGUUUUACUCACGUAAGUAGCUUACGUCAUUACGUAAAAAAGCAUUGAACCCAGUUGGCAUACUUACAAGUUCGCCGAUUCGAAAAAAAAACUUGUUUCGACGGCCAAUGAUAAAUUAACAUUAUGUCAAUCAAUAGACUAAGUGAUUAUGAUCAAAAAGUUUAAAGUACAAAAAUGUUUCAAACCUUUUAUGAAUGUAAAUGUACUUAAAAGAGUGCUUACAUUAGUAAAGUCGUAAGUUAAUCAUGUAAGCUAUUGACGUGAACAAAACUUACAGGUGUAUCCGGCUUUAUUAUAAUUAUUUUGUCAAUAGAAGAAUAUGUGGUUAUUUAUUUUAAAUAUUAUUAGUAAAAAAACUUAUUUCAAAAAUUAAAUGUCUAAUGGAGGAUGUAUUAUAAUUAUUAUUUAGCUCAAGAUGUUUUGAUAAAAACGAUUGUCGAUCAAAAAAAAAAUAAUAAAUUUUGUUGAGAGAAAAAGUUGCAACAUUAAAAAUAAAUGAUUUCUUAGUGAUUAUAAAUAUUAUUAAUUAAAGAAUCUUACAAAAUACGUGAACCCACUAUGAGUUUCAAGUUUGAUAAUCAUUAUAAAUUAGCGAUUAUAACCGUAAAAUGUUUUGACGUUUGCUAAAGAGUUCAUUGAAUUAGUUUAUUUUGUAAAUGGCACUUUUUUCCAAAAACUAUGUCCCUCUUAAUGAUUUUAAAAGGCCUAUCCAAUGAGGUAUCUCGUAACGAGCUAUCAAGUACUUAAAUAUAUUUUUUUGUUUUGUUCUGAUUUUUUUUUCAAAUUCAAAUAUGCCUGUGUAGUAGUAACAGGAUUUAAUACCUUAAUUUCAACUUUUGUGGUUUGUUUAUAAAAUAGCUGUGACAGACAGACGGACAGAUGAGUUGCCCAGAAAAGACUUGAAUGUAAAUAAAAACUGUUCAACUCCUUUGUGUUUUCUCCAAACAACAUAAAUCCACUAAAACAAACAGCAACAACAGAUGAAACCAUAAGGGUUCCUUGUUUUACUACGGAAUCUUAAAACCAAAAUGGUUCGAAGCGGCCAAUUCCCAUAAUCGGAUAAUACGACCCAUCCACACCUGAGCACGCGCACGAACCGUGCACACAACGCGCACCAUAAGAACAUAAUGUGGACGAGGGGCUUGCGAGCGGUUCGCGUGCACCUUGUACAAGUCAUGGCGUGUACAUGUUCGUGAGUUUUGCGAGUACAACUUAGUACAAACAUAAAUAAAUAAAUAAUGGUUUAUUCGCUGGAAUGUGGGUACAAGUAGGUCUUACAUCAAUUGAGUUACCUUACACAUUCUACCAGGUCUUGGUGUGCCAAUAGAUUAGUGAAUCCUAUAUGUAAUAUUAAAAUAAUUCUGGUUCAUUACAAUAUGAUGAAAUAAAAAAUAAAAAAAUUAACAUAGUGCAUUCAUAGGCGAAGACCUUUGCUGGCGUAACUUCAAAGUCUCGAUCACUCGCGUAAGGUCGUCGGCUUAUCGGUGUUUUAUAGGAUAUAUUUCGGAGUGUGCACAGGAACUAUUCGAUCUUGUCCUCCCUUCACUAUUUUGCCAUCGAACCGCAGGACGUCGUCGGGCGAGUUUCCAUCCUUAUAUCGUCGACAUUCCAUCUGCACGCACGAAACGUUUUGCGUCUUCAUUCCUCAUACGCAUGGCUAAGGUUUGGAAUACUCUUACGCGAUCUGUGUUUCAUACCAAUCUCAAUCUUAAAAACAAGAAUGAAUAGGCAUCUUCUAGGUAAACGCGUCCCAUCUUAGGCCACAUCAUCACUUUCCAUCAGGUGUGAUUUUGUGGUCAAGCGCUUGCCUAUAAUGAAUUUUAAAAACAUGAUAUACGCAUUCGCGGCAUGUUGAUGCGCAUUGUGUGCACGGUUCGUGCGUAUGCGCAGGUGUGGAUUAACCUUUAGCGGAACUAGGAAUUUAAAAAAACGGUUGAAUACAGGCCGUAAGUUAAAAUUUCGCCAUGUUACGUUUGAUUAAAUAGGUAUUAUAAAUAUUUGUAUAAAUAAAUAAUUCAAGGCGAAAUUUUCAUCCUUACGACCGAUUUUGUAAAAAUGUAGAUAAUCUAAUCGACAGGGCCUAUAGGGUAUUUAUUUAAAACCUUAUUGACCAUUUUUUGAAAGUUCAAAAUUGAAUGGCGAGAAUAUUUCAUUUGAUCACGUCGAAUCACGGAAGCACUUUAAAAUUUUGAAACGUUAUUUGAAAUAUAAGGAUGCCCUAAUUUCAAUACUUUAUAUUUGAAGAGUGCUCAACAUUUAAGGUCACACUUCAUACAAACGUAUUACCCCGUUAAUUCUAUUAUUUGUUGUUCUAGAAAUCUAGACCUAUAGCAGGCCGAUUAUAGAUUGAUAUCUUUAUUAUUUAUGCCGGACAAAAAAUAAAUAUCUUAAAAUUAUUUCGAAAGUUGAAAUAUCUUGUUUUAGGCCAAAUAAGGCAACUUUGUACAUAACCACGUAAAAACAAAACAAAAUAUGGCUUUAAGACAAACUUUAUUAAUAAUUUCAAACGUGAUAAGUUUGUUUAAAAUAUGGAUUAGUUUUCAAAAUACAAACGCAGUAACAAACGUUGGUUUGCGUUAUUAAAAUAUCGUCCAUCUCACUCUUGAGCAUGCCUGCCCGUAAAUGUUGACUGAAACAACAUGCGCCUACGCUCGACUUGGAGCAACCGUGGAGAGCACUCUUAAGUAACUUUUCGGUAUUCGGACGAAAGAAAGUGUUUAUUAUUAACUAUUACUUAAUUACUAAGUAGCCUAAAAUUAUUCUUUUUUUUUACUAUGCCUCUAUUUUUUUACUUUGUUAAUACUAAAACGAAUUAAAUCAUUUAACUAAAGAAAAGACAGCAAUUUCUUUUUUAACAAUGUUAUUGUUAUUUUCACUAAAAAUCCUAAAUUAUAAAUGGAUAUUUUUAAAAGUUUAUAAUUUAAAAAAAAAAAUAAGGUAACGAUUUUUUUGAUCAAUUGUAUAUUAAAUAUGUUAUUAUGUUUUAUGUUAGGUGAAUGUUUAUUCCAGAGUUGAAAUUAAGCAAUUUUACAUGUUAAAGCCUUUUCACACGGGGAAAUUCAUUUCACCCGAAACCACGUAGGCUUAGUACAAGUUUUUAAAUGUCGACAACGUUGAUAGAUUUCUGCUCUCGAGUAUUGGAUCACUGUAACGUUAAGUAAUAUGGACAUAAGCUGCCCUAUUUUUAGGCUCAAUUUCUCCAUGACAUUAAUUUGCUUAUCUCUAACUAAGGCUUAGGUUUACCCAUGGAACAUCAGGUUUGUGGACCAUGAGUUCCAUGAUAAAAGUUUGUACUUGGUGCCUAGGCCUACAGUAUCAAUUCAUCUACAAAACCUUUCUAAAAAUAUGUAGAUUAAUUACAUCAGUAAGAAAAUUGUCAAAAUUGAUUCUUUGGUUAUUGAGAAAUUACGAAUAGGUGAUUUUUUUAAAUUAAAUAGAAAAUCGCGAACAAACAUAUGCAUACCAACAUACUAUACAGGCCGAACACAAAACCUCCUCUUUUGAAGUUGAUUAACGAAAGGAAUGCGGUCCAUUUUACUCUGAAGUCUGACGUUGCUACGUUUCGAUACUCGAAAUCUAUCAACGUUGUCGAGAUGUUAAAAACUGUACUAAAGGUACUGUUUUUAUUGUAAGUAGCACACGUUCAUAGCAACGUGGGCUCGCGUGAAAAUGCCGCCAUGUGUAAAAGGCACUUAAAUGUCUAUAUUUCAUUAAAAUUAAUUAAGAAAAGUUAACGAAAAUUGCUUAGUUUCAUCUCUUACUCUGCCAUGGCGUCAUUCUGAUAUUAGUUUAGCAUAGAAUGGCAAUACUAAAGCUUUUAUUAUUGUUUUAAGAUGCCAGCAUUGUUAUUUAGUGAUGCCAGGUUAGGAAUAUCGUCAUCGGAUAUUUUUUGUGUAUCCUUUCGAAUUUCUUUAAACAAAAACCAAAAACAUGCCGUUGUCGAUGAUUCACCCGCAUUUGUCACGUAUUUAUUCUGACAGUUAAACCUGGCAACACUAAUGAGAAUACAGAUUAAAAAAGCUAUAUUUUAACUCUAACACUCAGCUAUGUGUAAAUAUUAAGGAAUAUUAUAAACACUUGUGUAGAUGUAGUAGCUUUUAAUUUAAAUGAAAAGAUAAAAAAUAUGCUUUUUUUUAAUUAUUAUUAUUGUAAUUAUUUAACGCGGGAAAUAUACAAAAGAAAACUAGAUGUUAAUAAUACAAAAUAGAAAAAAAAAUCCAUUGAAUUUUGUAAUAUGGAGGAAUAUGUUUAUAAUCCAUAAAAAUUCGUGGACAUAAAGGCCCUUUCACACGCGCGCGGUCAUGGCACGGUACCUGCCGUACCGUGUAAAGUAGUAAGUAAUGUAUGAGCUGACGACAGCUUCCACAAGGCACGGCGACCGUACCACGACCGUGUAUCGUCCUCAUCCACCACAAUCACGGUUUCGACUCGUUCACAUGAACACCAACGCAACACGGCUUGAGCGCAAGGAAUACAGUGGCCGGCAAACAUCUUGGGUACUGACGCGAUUGGCUGGCGAGUGGCGCGUGCACGCGAUUGGCUGAUCAGUCGGCGCUGGUGCACGCCAUUGGUUGAUACGUGGACUUUUGCUUCCCGGAUUUGCCAACUUUCAACUACACCUCUUUAGGCCCACGUUGUUUGCCGGGCACUAUACCAUUAGAACGAUAUUAUAAAUAGGUAAAGUUUGUAGGUUUGUUUGUAGCGAGUAAUCUCUGGGACUACUGAACCGAUAUUGAAAAUUCUUUCACUAGUAG